Molecule: messenger RNA, 416 nt
Organism: Heterotrigona itama
Lineage: Eukaryota; Metazoa; Arthropoda; Insecta; Hymenoptera; Apidae
Source: the annotation of a GenBank genome assembly
CCCGGCGGCUGCUGCACAGCCUCCCAGUUUCCUUCUCUCGUCGCAGUUUUUUCCAUCUAACCUUCGAAUUUCACGCUCGAAUUUGGAUACCAGCUGGCGAUUAUCCGCUCUUCGAUCAGCUCCCAAUUGACUGCUUGGUGGAAUUACACACGAAAGAGUGGAUGUACGUAAUCGCUGGAGGCAGAGUUUGGUCCAGCGACUUCCGGCAUCAGCUCGCCAUUGCGGAUGUUCUACGAGUCACCGUGGCCAAGUGUUUCUUUCACGUAGAUUUUCUGAAGCCUUUGGGUUCAAGAUUUUGCUUCUUGGAUCAUACAUUCCCACACAGCGUACCAAGAACAUUAUUCAUAAAUAAGAACAGAAAAGAAGCAUUAUCCGCCCACACGACGGCGCUUCACCUAUUCAAAUAUAAAGUCUAA